Molecule: messenger RNA, 2010 nt
Organism: Closterium sp. Naga37s-1
Lineage: Eukaryota; Viridiplantae; Streptophyta; Zygnematophyceae; Desmidiales; Closteriaceae
Source: the annotation of a GenBank genome assembly
CAACACAGAAUGGAUAAACACGCAACGCGGCUCCUGCGGCACCUCAAGCGAAUAGUGGCUCAGCAAGAGUCCAACCAUCCAUCUCCCGUCAUCGGCAACGAACAGAGGCUUAACGACGCGCCGGUAACUUCCACAAAGGAUCCUGUCCUUUCCGAGGCUCAGCGUUCUGCUCUCAUUCCUGCACCGACCGCAUUCCCCACGCUCGCAGCAGCCAUAGCAGCCGCUGCGUCGGGGACUACGAGCAGCAGGUCCAAGGAUCCGUCGCAAAGGGCAAUGAUGCCGCCGCCAAGCUCUCGCCCCUCCAAGUCGCCUCGUCCUUUCGCGACGGCUGUUUCGCGACGCGCAGCCGCCGCCGCUGCUUCCAGUAGCCGUUCAGCGUCGCUCGAUGCGCGCAAUGCGGUGGCUUUCCCGACGCUGCGGGGCUCAGAUUCGAGCGUAAAGCAGCAAUGCAACAGCACGGGGGUCAGCAGCAGGGAGAGCAGCGACAGUGCGCAGGACUCAUGCCGAAACGAGGACCCGAACGCCUCGGCAAUGAACAAUGGCGAAGCGACCCCUGCCAGCGCCGCGGGGGAGAGAAGUGGCAGGCGCAGCACCCCACAAAGCGGAACCGCGCCCAACGCCGCGUCGGACCGCGCCGCUCUUCCUAAGGCCCGUCCCGCGUCUAAGAAGCGGCCACGAGCGGCGAUAUCGCUGGAGAUACCCGGGUCAGACAGUUGCAACAACCCCGUUCCUAACGCCCUGUCCAACUCUCCCCGCUCCCUCCGCCAAGAGCGCGGCGCUUCCGUCUCCCCGCGCAGCCGAAACCGCGGUACCGGCUGCAGCGAGCCGGCGGUUCGUCAGCCGCCGGCAGUGCAGCUCCUGCAGUAUCUCCAGUCGCUGCUGGUGGCGCGACCCAAGUCGCAGGAGCAGCAGAAGGAGCAGCGGGAGCAGCUGGCGGCGCUAAACGCGCUCACUAUGGACCUCCUCGUUGAAAACGUUGUCCUUGCCAUGACUAACAGCGGCGGCGGCGGCGGGGGGGAUGCCUCUGGGGCCGUUGCUGCCGCGACCGACGAGAAACUGAGAGGUUGCGGCGAUGGGAGCAAUCUGCCCGAGUCGCCGCCGCCUGCUGACGCUGCGUGGACUCAUGUGGACGCGCCUCGGGUGAACAAAGCCGCCAGCGGUUGCAAUGGCUUCGAUAAAGACGACGCUUGGAACGCGGUAGUGACGGACGGAGCGAAUUCUCUGGACAGCAGUGCCGCUGCCUGUGCUUCUGCCUCUGCUGCUGUGGCAGUGAUUUUGCUUGCUGCUUCCGCCGUUUCCUCCUCCGCCGUUGCACAAGCUCCCCACUCGACCGUCUCUCCUGGUGCUUCUGCUGCGAGGCUCUUGUCGCCUUCUGCCCCUGUCCCUCCGCUUGUUUCGCCGUUGUCGCCCUCUGCGAACGAAACCCCAUCUGCUCCUCCAAUGUUUCCGCGCCUGGAGAGCAUUGCGGAAGCAUCCUCCCCGGUGGAGACCAGCGAUGAAAGAGUCAUGGCAGUUGAGCAAACUGUAGACGCUGCUUGUGACAAUGACCCAGCAGCUGCUGAAGGCCGUGAAACCUUGCUGUCUGACCUUCCCGGCGUUUCAUGGGAGGAGCUUUUGAAAUCAGUGCAGGACCAAUCAGGGGAUGUCAUCGCGAGCAGCGGUUGUGGAAUCGGCAGCGACAUCCCAUCGCUGGAUGAUAAAGUGCUUGUGGAUAAAGAAGCAGGGGAACCGGUGUUGGAAAGGAGUGCGAGUGGAGGAGGCACUGAGUCUGCUGACAUGAAACAGAUGCAAGAGCUGCUUGCAGACCUGUUACAGUCACCGGACUUGUUGGAGGUUUCUGCUCCUGCUGGAAGCUCAGGCUACAGUUGCGACGGUGCAUAUGGCAGAAGCUUGGACCCGUGGAUGCAGUCCCUUGCAGAUAGUGCUGAUGAGUGCAUGAUGGACGCUGAUUGCACUGAACCAUCUUUGAAGCGCCUUCGACUACUUCCUGCAUAUUCUGCUCUAACGUAG